Coccinella septempunctata (seven-spotted ladybird) is the source of this 1520-nucleotide messenger RNA. RefSeq names its product phosphatidylinositol glycan anchor biosynthesis class U protein (gene PIG-U). NCBI's taxonomy places the organism in Eukaryota, Metazoa, Arthropoda, Insecta, Coleoptera, Coccinellidae. Bases 129 to 1475 code for a protein of 448 amino acids. Gene Ontology annotation, biological process: attachment of GPI anchor to protein; protein localization to cell surface. The transcript has a single exon. Gene Ontology annotation, cellular component: membrane; GPI-anchor transamidase complex. The record is from RefSeq and is a predicted model, not a curated record.
UGGUUUUAAAAUAAUCUGUCAAAAGGAUAUCAAAUCCAUAAACAACAUUUGUAACCCUAAUGAAUCAAAAAUGGAUAUAAAUAAUACAUAGUUUUAAAUAUAUACAUUGUGUCGAUGAAUAAUAAAUUAUGGAAAACUCUGUAGAAAAAAAUUCCCAAAACUGUAAUACACCUUGGAUAAAAUGUAUUUACGGCCGUCUGGCUUUCCUCUGCUUGUCGGCUGCAAUCAUCAGAUACUGGAUAAUAUUCUUCUCAAAUUAUCAGAAUAUUAUACAGAACCAUAUAGAAGUAUCUACACCUCUAAACGCAUGGAGAAGGGUGAAAGAAGGCCUAUAUUUGCAAUCAAUUGGAAUUAACCCGUAUGAUGGUGAUGCUCUGCAUGAAGCUCCAACUUCGCUCUUCUUCUACAAAUAUUUGUCAAAUCACAUCAGUUUAUCCAUAGGAACAGUUUUUAUCAUAUUUGAUAUCAUCACUGCCUGUGUUCUCUUUCUUGCCACGCGACAGUAUAUGUUUAUGGUUUAUGUGGAAAGGGAAGUGAAUAGAAAGAAUUAUGCUAAAGGGACCGACGAAUAUCUAUAUUCGAAUAUGGAUUUGAGGAGAGCUCCCAUAUAUGUUGCAGCAACAUUCUUAUUUAAUCCAUAUACAAUUUUUAAUUGUGUAGGGUUUGCCACAACAACUAUAUUCAAUUGCUUUCUGUCAUUGUUCUUAUAUUCUCUACUCAGUAGGAAAGUUUAUAUGAGCAGUUUUUUCCUUGCUAUAUGUUCAACAGUUUCACUCUACACUGUAGUACUUGUAGUACCAAUGUGGUUACAAUUCUAUAAGCAAUUCAAUAGAAAACUCAGGGCAAUUCUAAGCAUUCUAUUUUAUGUUAUAAAUCUCAGUGCAUUGGUAUAUUUUGCUUUAGCAUUAGAAAAGACUAGUACAUUCCUACAUAGUGUAUAUGGCUUUACAUUAACUGUACCUGAUCUGAAACCAAAUAUUGGUUUAUUUUGGUACUUCUUUACAGAAAUGUUCGAUCACUUUCGAGAACUGUUUAUCUACUCUUUUCAGAUCAAUGCAACAAUUCUGUAUCUUAUUCCACUAGCUCUCAAAUUCCGUAAUGAUGUCUUUCUAUUGAUAACUGCUUUAUUAUAUAUUUUAACUAUCUUCAAAUCUUACCCAUGUGUAGGAGAUGUAGGCUUUGUGAUUGGCUUGUUACCAUGUUUCAAGCAUUUAUUCAAUUAUUCACAGCAACAGUUUCUGAUACUUGUGAUUUACCUUAUAACAUUUUGUCUAGGACCAAUAGUGUGGCAUCUAUGGAUUUAUUCUAAUUCAGCCAAUGCAAAUUUCUAUUUUGGUGUUACUUUAGCUUUCGCAGUUGCUCAGAUAUUUCUUGUAACAGACAUCCUUUUUGUUUAUAUUAAGAGAGAGUUUUCCUUAUAUUUUGGAAAGAAAAGAAAAAUUAGAGGAAAAGAUGCUAUCCUAGUUUUAGAGUGAAUGAUUUUGUAUGUAUAAACUUCUAAAUAAAAUGUUUGUAGUCAA